Messenger RNA from Pleuronectes platessa (European plaice), 5259 nucleotides. Its product is annotated as rho family-interacting cell polarization regulator 1. The transcript is spliced from 17 exons. Bases 256 to 2445 code for a protein of 729 amino acids. Lineage: Eukaryota; Metazoa; Chordata; Actinopteri; Pleuronectiformes; Pleuronectidae. The record is from RefSeq and is a predicted model, not a curated record.
AAAAAAAAACUGCGAACCCCAGGAGAAGGACAGCGCCCAGGAGAAGUAAAACCUCUGCUAACUGUGCGGAGCAUCGUGUUGGAAAUGCGGCGUUUGUCUACGGGUGGUCGGACAUUAAAUCACAGGACAUGUCUUUUGGUUUGUUGAAGCCUCAGUGCCACACUCAGCUCCACAAGCAUGCGACAGUAGUGACAGUAUCUCUCCGUUCAGCAGCACCGUUUGAUCCAAGAGAAACGUGCCUUGUAAGGAAGCAGGAUGUUCACAGGAUCCACCAAACUGCCACCCGCUAAAACUCCCCAGCCCGAGCGGCUGGAUGAAGUGUACGCUGCCUUACGCAGAGGCUUACAGUCCUACCUGCAGGUCCACCAGCUGGAGCUGGACAGUCUGGGUCAGCAGAUCCGAGAAAACAAGAGGAAUGGUCGCCUGGGGUCAUUGUAUGAGCUUGAUAAGCAAGUGAAAUCCAUAGAGAGGUUCAUGCGCCGCUUGGAAUUCCACCUCAGCAAGGUCGAUGAGCUGUACGAUGCAUACUGUAUACAGCGGCGACUGCGUGAUGGAGCGUGUAAGAUGGUGGCGGCCUUCAACUCCGCCACUGGCAGCAAGGAGGCCAGAGAGAGCCUGAGCGAAGCCAACAAGGGCUACAGGGAGUGUACAGAGCACAUGUGCUCACUUGAGAGCGAUUUAGAAAGUCAGAUGGGGGAAUUUCAUGUCAAAAUGAAGGGCCUUGCUGGCUUUGCCCGGCUGUGUGCUGGUGACCAGUAUGAGGUACUAAUGCGUUAUGGGCGUCAACGCUGGAGGCUACGAGGACGUGUGGAAGUCAGCGCGAAGCAGAUAUGGGACAGCGAAGAUUAUAUUUUCUUGCCUCUCGUCACAGAGCUGCUGUCAAUCAAGGUGACGGAGCUGAAGAGCCUGGCCAACCACGUGGUGGUGGGCAGCGUGUCCUGUGAAAUGCUCGACCUGUUCUGCCCGCUCCCCCAGACGCUCGCCGUGGAUAUCAACGACCUCGGGACAGUGAAGCUAAACUUGGAGGUCACCUGGAGUCCGUUUGAUAAGGACGACCAGACAUCAUCCACCAGUACGGUCACUAAACGGCUGCUGUCCAAUCAGAGCCCUCCAGACACGCCCUCUAUGCGGGAGCAGGUGUUUUAUUCUCUGCUGAAGCGACAGGGAGAGAUGGAGAAUGGGACAGUCUGGUCCAACUCCUCUGAAUCCUCCGACGACUCCUCCAGUCCGGCGCUGGCUCAUCACGCUCAGAGGCUGACGGCCUCCAACAUGCUGCAGACCACUCUCACCAGUCAGCUGUCACUCACACCGCGCAAGUCCAGCGCCUCAACGCCGUCGCUCUCGUCCAACCAAGAGGAGGACGAGACAGAAGCCGGGGAGGUCUUCUCUCAGACAGAUGCGGUGCCAAACGGCCAUCUGCAGACUUCCUGCUCUCACAGCCUUGUGGGCGAGAGCAGCCCGGACUGUAAUGUGACUGACAGGGCGUCCCUGCGGUCAGCUGACCUCUCAGACACCUCAGCGGACCUGAGUUGCUCGUGCCCUGACGUCUCCUCUGUACCUCCUGUGUCGUUAGUGGAGAGAGCAGAUGUGCCUGAAUGUGGCCUCCAACAAGUGUGUGUUUCAGCAGAGGCAGUAAAGGAUGAUCCCUGCGAGGUCUCCUCUUUACAGGCUGGAGCAGAAACAAAGGACAGCACCACUGAGGCACAGGGUGAAAACCAGCUAGAAGCAGCAGGGAAACGCAGUCAGCCUCACCGGUCCAGUCCGGAGCUCAGUCAGGCAGAGGCCGCUCCUACGGUUUCUUUUCCUACUUCGUCUAGUUUCAUCCAGGAAGUUGAGACAGCCCUAGAAAGUUUUGACUUUCUCAACUGCUCUGACCUUGAUGAAGAAGAAGAGGAGCAACACGUGAAAGAUGAAGGAGAAAAGGAGCAAGGAGCGAAAGACGAAGGAGAAAAGGAAGGGAAGGAAGAGCAACGAGAGAAAGAUGAGGGAGAAAAAGAAGAGGAGCAACGAGAGAAAGACGAAGGAAAAAAGGAAGAGGAGCGACAAGAGAAAGAUGAAGGACAAAAGGAAGGGGACCAAGGAGAGAAAGACGAAGGAAAAAGAGAAGAGGAGUGUGGCCAAAAUGACAACCAACACAAUGUGGAGGAAGAAGAAAAGGAUGAAGGGAAUUUCUACUCUGGUGGAAGUGAUGACGAAGAGGAGGCAGGCGGCCUUGAGAUCCUCAUGGAAGCCCCAGAGGGAUUUAGGAACUCGGAUGAAGAUCGUUUCUCUGAAUCACAGGAGUCGAGUGUGGAAGACGUGCAGGAUUUGGGAGAGAUUGAACUACCUGAGGAUAAGGAGGAACCCAGCAAGGAAAAGGGAGAUGAACGACACGCAGAGGACACAUCACAUGAUCAAGAGGAGCGUCCCUCCACUCCCAGCCAUUUGGCCACGACUGUCUUCUAAUGACAGUGAAACUAUAGCGAACCCAUUUCUCCAGCUCUGUUCUGCUCAUGCCAUCUCCCUCCUCUCACCCCGAGGGACCAGAUGCCUUGAGGAUGUCCCACUUACUGCUCAGACAAACAAGCUCCUCCAUUACGACAGAGUUUGUGCACAUAUCUGCCUUGUUUGACAAAGAAUGAUAAACCCUGGGGUUUGAUGAUAAACCUUCAGUCACGUCUGAAAGUCACGACACAAACACACACACACACACACACACACACACACACACACACACACACACACACACACACACACACACACACACACACACACACACACACACAGCUCCCUUCAGUAGUUCUUUGUUCAUUCAACACAUGCUCUUAUCACGUUGCCUGAGUUACAGUGGGAUGCCACUUAAGUUUACACGUUCAUAAACUGUUCCUGUCAUGUGAAAAUUCCGUGUCCAAACACAUUUCAGGAGCAGCUAGAAGCGGCCUUGUUCUUGGCUUUAUUAGUGUUUUUUUUAAUGGUCUAAUAAUUUAGAAAUAAGUUUUAUAUGUUGGAGUUGUUGGAUAUCUUCAAUCCACAGAGAAGCAUACAAUCAUUUGCCGAGUUGCGUUACAAGUUACCAGUAUUUUCAGAUAUGGGAAAACUAUCGAGGUCAGGAUUUUACAGUGUUAAAUCGGCGCACAGCCCGGAGCUCUUUCUGACCAUGUGAUGUUUGUCUGAGGAUUUUCAUUGACAUGAAGUCAUUUCCAAAGCAGGAAUUCACCCUGAAAACCUACAGGAUAUUUUCAUAUUAUUCAUCAGAGAUGAGAAUUUUCAGAAAUGAAAUGUCCAAGCUGCACCAGGGCCUGAGCUAAAAAAAAAAAAAGAACGUGUUUUAUUUAUAUAUAUAUAUAUAUAUAUAUAUAUAUAUGAGAAAUUAGUAUAAACACUUUAAAGACAGCAGUUUGUGUUUCUCUCCAAAAGCUUCUCCCGGUCCAGUUUUUUCAAACACGGAAACAACCUGCAGAGUCAAACUAUAUGUAAACCUGCAUGUGUCACUGCCUCACACUGCCAGCAUGUCUGUGUAAAAAGCUCAACUGAUCAGUUUGAAGUGUGUAAGCUCGGCUCCACUCAGAGGACGCCCUCAGCUCUGUAGCUGUGUACAAAAGCUGCCUCACGGGGGCGCCAUAGUCUGUCCAUGUCAUUGCUUUCCAUUGUUCUACGAAGCCUCGUCAUUCAGAAAGUGCCUAAAGAGACAGGGAUGUAAGGAUUUAAAUGCCAGGACGGGAGAUCAGGCGAAAGAAAACAGUGUUUAUUUUCUGAAUUUCUUUUAAGAGUGUGCACAAUAAGAGAUAUUUACUGUUUCAUAUAAAAUAAUUGUAUAUGUCUUGAAAUGUUUAUGUUCAGAAAUGUUUAAACUUUAUAAAGCUUUCUUUAAAAGUAACAUGUUGUGGUGAAUGUUUUUGACUGUGACAAACUGUUGAUUAGUUGGGUAAACAUCACAAGAAUGCCCUGCACCAACCGUUGCUGAAUUUGAUAUUAGACACGCUUUAAAUUGAAGACUGUGUACAAAUUUUAAAAACAAAGACGCAAAGAAACUAGUCUGAAAAAUAAAUGCAGCCACUUUAUUCAAACAAGUUACAAGUAAAUAAAAGUGAGAGUUGAGCAGUUGUGUGUUGGCUCAUAUAAAGGAAAUGACCAUAUCAUGCUCUGACCUCAUAUUCACAGGUCAAAAAGUCAGUGUAUCAACCGUUUAACAAGCAAAAUGUUUAAAAACCAGAAAACAUUGUGAGAUAUUCAAAAACUACCAGUGUCUCAAUGUCACCAAAAACAUGUCCAUCAAAAUUUAACAAAUUGAAUCCCUCCUCCGUUACCUUUGCAAUACUAAAACCCAACAUUUACCAGGAUAAAGCAGUCGUGUCAUUUUGUCACAAAUUAAAAUCUACAACUCAGCUUUCAGUGCAAUAAAACAUUACAGAUAAAACGAUUUUAAAUAAAAAAAAGUCCAUCUCCAAACUAAUUGUUAAAUUUCUCUAAAAAUAAAUAAUGUAGACAUAUUUUAAUACAGCAUGUUAUUGUCAAACAGAAAGCAAGAUUUGCACUUGAAUUCCUUUGCUACAGAGAUGCCCCUGUUUCUGCUGGGCUGGUGGAGGCUGUGCCUGGAUGGGUGUAUAUUUGAAUGUGGACAGUAAGGACAUGUCCCCUCUAAUGUCAAGACUUUGUCCUUAACACUAUAUUUACCCAUCUCAAAUGAUAGCUGCAUAGAUCCAUAAUUGGAUCAGGAACACAGCUCCUACUACACGUGAGUCAUUAACACAUGAACAUUGGUUGUUUAACAUCACUGUUACUUUCAGGCAUCAUUUUAUCUUGAAAAUCCUGUUCAGCAGAAGCCUGAGCAGCACCGACAGACGGGCUCAGUGAGAUGUUCAGAAGCUGAUUGAAAAAUAAUACAGAAUACAUUUUUGAGUACUGAGAGUUAUGUUUCCCAAAUCAACAAACUGAAAGUAGGACAGAACCUCUGGUGAGAUCUGAAAGUGGCUCACACUCAAGCAACUUAGCUUCAAAGAGUAUUCUGUUGUAAAAUUCUCGAAUAAAUUGAUCACAUAAAAAAAUUGUAGAAUAAAACGACGCAAAGUUAUAUCAUAAUGAUCAAAGUUAUAACAUCAAACGCUAAAGGGUUUUUCAGACGAUCGAUCAAUUCCUGUACGUCAUUAAGAUGAAAUGAUUCUUAAUGGAUGUUAGAUUGUGAAUUGGACCAGUGGAUACUAUCAGUCUGAAACUUCCACACUCACACACACCAAGCACGAACAGCUCUGGUGGCCGGAUUUGGACGCCAAUGUCUCGACU